UUUUGAUAAUAACACUUGAAGAUAUACAUUUAAAUGUAAAUAGCACAAAACUUGUUUUGCUUUAGUUAAAUGGUAUUGUCAUUACAUAAAAUUAUUACAUAAAAUGGUUAAGACAAAGAAAAAAAACUUAUCCGAAUCUGUACAACAGAAAAACAAGAAACAGCUAAAUCCAUUUGAAGUACAUAUUAAUAGGGACAAACAGAAUGUAUUGGGUCGUAAGAAUAAAAAUGAUCAUGGACUUCCAGGAAUUUCAAGAGCAAAAGCUAUUAAUAGGCGUAAACAAAGUCUUCUUCAAGAAUAUACAUUACAAAAUAAAAACAAUAUUUUCUUAGAUAAACGUAUUGGUGAAAAGAAUUGUUCUAUGAGCAUAGAAGAUAAGGCAACAGCAAGAUUUGCUAAAGAACGCAUGAAAGCGUAUAAAAAAGAAAGUAUUUUUAAUUUGAAUGAUGAAAUAUUAACACACAGGGGACAAACUCUUGAAGAGAUUGAGAAAUUUGAUGAUCCUAGAAGCGAUGACGAAUUCAGUGAUAAUGAAAAUGUUAGUGGCAAGCUGGAUAGAAAUUUUGUACAAGAAGCUCAUUUUGGUGGAGGCAUUUUAUCGAAAGCAGAUUCCGCAUUAUCUAGAAAAGAUCUAAUUGAUCAGCUCAUUGCAGAAUCGAAAAAACAUAAGGCAGAAAAACAAAAAAUACGCAAGGAAACAAUAGAUCUCACAGAGAAGCUUGAUUCUGAAUGGAGAGAUCUUUUACCUGUUAUGUCUGCUUCCAAAAGAUCUGUGGAAAAUGAUGAAACCACAAAAACUGAUACUUAUGAUAUUGCUGUACGACAAUUAAAAUUUGAAGCUAGAGGUAAUCCAUCUGAGAAAUUGAAAUCAGAAGAACAAAUUAUUCAAGAAGAAAAAGAGAAAUUGGAAAAACUAGAAGCUGAUAGAUUGGCAAGAAUGAAAGGAUUUAUAAGCGAUACUGGUAGUCAGUUCAGACAUAAAUCUGCAGAUGAUCUUGAUGAUGGCUUUAUAAUGGAAACUAUUGAAGACACUGAUAACAUUAUUGAUGAUUCAAUUAUUGAUACCAAUAUUAAUGAAGAAAAUAAUGCUGAAGAUGAUUAUGACGAUAAACAGGCAGAAAAUGAAUUAGAAGACACUGCUGAUGAGGAAAUAAUUAAAAACAUAAAUACAAGAAAGGAUAGUAGUAAAAAUCAAGAAAAAAUAUAUUCAAAAUCAUCUACUACUAAAAACAAAUCUGAUUUGAACGACAAAGAUUCAGAGAGUGAAAAUUUGGAUGAUGAGUCUGAAGACUCAUUAGAUGAUCUCUCAGAUUUAAAAAUGUCUGAAUCAUCUUGUGAAAAUGAAAGUGAAACGGAAGUUGCAUUUGUAAAUGAAAGUAAAAAGCAUGUUAUGUUUAGUAAUGAUCUGACAGAAGAUAUUAAACAGAUAAAUCAGUCGAAUAAGAUUUCUCAUAAAUCAAUACUGAAACAAAGUAACGAUACACAUGUACAAAAUUCACGUGAUAAAAUACAACAGAUCAGAAAUGAUCUCUUGAAACGAAAAGAAAUUAUGGAAAAGGCACGAAACGAAUUAUCUUACGCAUAUAAUGCUCCAGAGAGUUUUGAAGAAUUAGAAAAAUUGUUAGGACAUCAUAAUGCAGAUUAUCAAUCAGUGAUCGUAGAUCGUAUUAUAAAAUGUAAUCAUUGGUCAUUAGAUGGCAGAAACAGAGAAAAAAUGUCUAAUUUAUUUGUAUAUUUAUUACAACAUAUAAACAACUGUGCUUUCACAGAAAGUGCUGAUGAUUUAAUUAAAUGUUUUCAAAUCUUUGACAGAUUAUGUCCUUAUCUUUAUGAUCUAGCACAUAUGAAUUCAGAGAAUGCUAAAAUCUGUAUACAAGAAGUAAUCAAAGAGAAAUAUGAUAAAUUUGAGAAAAAUAAGACAAAAUAUCCUGGCAUGGACACGCUUAUAUUCUUUAAAUUGGUGUCCUUGUUGUUUCCGACAUCUGAUUUCAGACAUCCUAUUACUACUCCUUGUUUAAUAUUUAUGUCGCAAAUAUUAUUGAAAGCUCGAAUCAGAAAAUAUCGAAGUGACAUUUCGAAAGGUCUUUUUAUAUGCACUCUUAUUUUAGAAUAUACAAUAUUGAGCAAGCGAUUUGCACCCUCUGUAAUUAAUUUUUUACGAGGCAUUAUCUACAUAGCAACGCCUGCAAGCUUGACACAAAAUAUGAAAAUUGUUCCACCAUUCAAAGCUGCAUGUAAAGCUUUAGUAGUUAAUAAAGUCGAAAAUACAACUGAUCCAAACAACGCACAUAUGUUUGCAAGUGAUUUAAUCCACGAGGAAUUGGAUGAUAUAUUUAGAAUAAGAUCUUUAUUGACUGCAGUCAAUCUGCUUACCGAAUUCAAAAACCAGUUUCAAGAAUUAGAAACAGUAUAUCCAAUAUUUGAGCACAUUCUUCAAUUAUUAAAAAUAUAUGACUUCAAACAGUAUCCACUAUACGUAAGAGAUCACAUAAAAAAACUGCGUACGGAACUCGAACUUCUACGAAAUAAAAAAUUGGAAUAUAUUGUGCAAGAAAAGAAAAGGCCGAAACCUUUAAAAACUUAUGAGCCAAAAAUAAUGACAAUAUAUAGUGAAAAACGAUAUAAAUCCACAUCAAAGGAAAAAGCAGAAAGAGAAAAACUAUUGCAUAAAUAUAAAAGAGAACAUAAGGGUGCAAUUCGUGAAAUAAGAAGAGAUCGAGACUUCUUAGCCAAAGUACAAAUUGGGCAACAAAUUAAAAGUGAUAUCGAACGCAAGCAGAAAGUAAAUGAAAUUUUUGGUGAAGCUGCCAUUCAGCAAAGCGAAUUUAAAAAAAUGAAAAAAAGAAAAUGA
Messenger RNA from Atta colombica, 2851 nucleotides. Its product is annotated as nucleolar protein 14 homolog. The record is from RefSeq and is a predicted model, not a curated record. Gene Ontology annotation, cellular component: Noc4p-Nop14p complex; small-subunit processome; nucleolus. Bases 104 to 2851 code for a protein of 915 amino acids. Gene Ontology annotation, biological process: maturation of SSU-rRNA. The transcript has 5 exons. NCBI's taxonomy places the organism in Eukaryota, Metazoa, Arthropoda, Insecta, Hymenoptera, Formicidae.